Brassica rapa (field mustard) is the source of this 2267-nucleotide messenger RNA. RefSeq names its product general transcription factor IIF subunit 1. NCBI's taxonomy places the organism in Eukaryota, Viridiplantae, Streptophyta, Magnoliopsida, Brassicales, Brassicaceae. Gene Ontology annotation, molecular function: histone reader activity. Gene Ontology annotation, biological process: negative regulation of transcription elongation by RNA polymerase II. The record is from RefSeq and is a predicted model, not a curated record.
UCACUUUUAUCUUCCCUGAUAAAAAAAACCACUUGAGAAAUAUAUCUGAACACCCUAAGUGCAAAGUUACAAUUGUUCUACCAGACCAAAAUUUGAACGGAAGUGACAGUGAAAUCUGAGUUCUGCUUCUCUUCAUCACGGCGAGUUACACAAACCACCACGACAACUAACACACAAAACCCUAAUCUGAAUUUUGCAGUAAAGAUGGCGAAUGUUUGUGAGACUUGUGGGGACGAAGGUUGGGUAGAAGCACUCAUUUUCUGUGACUCUUGUAAACUUGCCGCUGUGCAUCGCCAUUGUUGUGGUAUAACGCCUGUUCCUAUAGAUGGCUAUGUGACUUGGUUCUGUUCAGACUGUGAUGAGAGUGACUCUGCCUCUGAUUCCGAACAAGUUGGGGUUGAGGAUGUUGAAUCUCUAGAUGUGUCUUCUUCGCCACCAACAAUGGAGGAGACUGAGACCAGAGGAGUCCCUGGUAGCAGCAAAUCUAACGAAUCUGUCUUGGAGAUGAGUGGGAACGAAAAGAAGAAGAAGAGAAGAAAGAUUGUUACUCACUCCCUUCCAGAUGACACCGUUGUUGAGACCAUGGAGGUGUCUAAGAAGCAAGAUGGCUCAGAGAAUGGAGAAUCUGAUGAAUUGGUUGGUUUAGCGAGGAAUGAAGUAUCUGUCUUGGAGAAGAGUGGGAAGAAAAAGAAGAAGAAGAAGAAGAAGAUAGAGAAGGGAGAAGGUAGCAAUCACGUCUCGCCGGUUCUAGAGGCUGAGGGCCAUGGGCUUCAGGGUACUACUAGUGUUGAGCCUAUGAAGGAGUCUAAGAAGCGACAAUGCUCAGAAGGCAGAGAACCUGAGGGAUUGAAUGUUUUAGUAGGAAAUGAAGCAUCCGUUUUGGAGAAGAGUGCUAAAAAGAAGAGGAGCCAAGAGAGCAGCAAUCACACCUCGCCGGUUCUAAAGGCUGUGGACUGUGGGCAUCAGGAUACCGCCAGUGUUGAACCUAUGAAGGAGUCUAAGAAGCGACAAUGCUCAGAAAGUAAGGAAGCCGAGGGAUUGAACGUUUUAGUAGGAAAUGAAGUAUCUGUUUUGGAGAAGAGUGCGAAAAAGAAGAGGAUCCAAGAGAGCAGCAAUCACACCUCGCCGGUUCUAAAGGAUGUGGACUGUGGGCAUCAGGAUACCGCCAGUGUUGAAGCUAUGAAGGUGUCUAAGAAGCACAAAACAUCUGAUGAAUUGAUUGGUGAGAAGAGUGAGAAAAAGAAGAAGAAGAAGAAGACAAAUGAGGAGAGCAGCAAUCACACUGCACCGGUUUUAGCUGCUAAAGACAAUGUAGCCUGUGACACAACAGACAAUGUUGAACCGGCAAAGGCACAAGAAAGCUCAGCUAGCAGGAAACCUCAUGAACCGGCUGGAUUAGAGAAAAAUGAAGCAUCAGUCUCCGAAGAUGGUAACUCAACUAAUGUGCCAGAUGACAACUCUUGCACCACCAGCAAAAAGAGAAGAUUAAGUUCUGGCAACACACAGGUUACUAGUGAAAACAUGGAGUUACCUUCUUGCAAAGAAACUGAAUCAAAUAUGCCUCAGACAAACGAGGUGAUGCUGGCACUGAAUAAUGGUAGAGCGCAACCAAUCUGCACACCGGUGUGGAGAGGGUCAGUAACUGUAAAACAAGGAAACAAUUGUAGCAUUCAUGGACUUGUUGCUCAUGUAUCAAACUUAGCGUGUCCUAAAGUCUAUGAGAAGGCAAGUUCAUUACGCACUCGCCUAUCUGCUGAAAUGCUUCCGAGGUUGGAGAUAUGGCCACCGAGCUUUCUCAAGAACGGACCACCUACAGAUGACAGUAUCGCUCUUUACUUCUUCCCUUCCCAUGAUAGUAACAGUGAAAAUCUUUACUACUCCCUUGUUGAUGAAAUGAAGAAGAAAGAUUUGGGGAUGAGAUGCUUGCUUGACGAUGCGGAACUUCUACUUUUCACCUCGUAUCAGUUACCACUGCCUUGUUGGAAGUUUCACUCAAAGGAGUACCUGUGGGGCGUUUUCAGACGCAGAAAGACCUCUGGACAUUAGUCACUAGGCUCAAACCUUUGACAGUUUCUAAAUAGGAGCAAGUUUUACCACAUAUCUGGUUUUGGUUGUCUAAUUUUUGCUAGUUGGCCAGGUUCUGUAUAAAAUCUACAACGAGAUAGCAUUGUCUGUUAGGUGGAUUCAUGCAACCAAUUAAUCAAAUUAGUGAGAACUGUAUGGAUACAAUUAGUGUGGAAUGAAUAUGAGCAGGUCAAUUACAUCAA